AUGUUUAAAUCCAUGGUGGGGUAUAGGCGUAUACCGGGGCUCUCUAUACGAUCUAUACGAAGUUAUAGAGCGGCCCGGGAAUCUCCCAUACGCUCUGUCAUUGAGAACUCAUCACCAUCUCAUCACCGCACCACACAACUAAAGUUCAAUCCACAAGAUAAAAGUACUGAUUUUACAUCGUUCGGAUUAUUACCCUUCAUCCAGGCAAAUAUCAACCGUGUGUUUGGAGUGGUGAAACUGGGAGACAUCCCGAAAAAGAAUGUCGGACCCACUGAAGACCAAAGACUUAUUUUGUCAGUGUUAAGUUCUCACCAUAGUGUGGUCCAUCGCGGAGGUCAUUCCCAAUCAGGAAAGAGUUUUGCAAUGGCUGCGUAUGCGAUGAAUUAUUCCUUAACCAGAAUGCCCAAUUAUGGGGCUCUAUCAAGACAACAAAAGAGUGUAGAUAGUGUCAUAUUGGUGCCAACUGCCAAGGCAGUAGAAGAAUAUAGGAAAUACUUCGCACAGUUAACUGUUGGAAUUCCUAGCCUGUGUUGUCCUGACCGUAUAGAAGACGACAAAGUUAGUCAUAGACCGUUGGUGAUUGAGUAUUUGAAGGGGGACAAAACCGAAGUAUAUGUUAGUGGUACCAAUGAAGACUCCAACGCCAUCCCGCAUAUCUUGGUAUGUACACCUGAAAAAUUCCAUCAAAUAUUGACCGAAAAUGCAGAUUUUGCAACCACAGUGAAAAGAUCAAAUGUUCAUGAAGUUCGAUUCCUUGGAGUGGAUAACAUGAAUUGGAUGAUGAAUAGCACUAGUGUGGCGGGCGAGGAUAACUUCACUGUGCAUGGGAAAAAGGGGAAGUACGUCGGUUUGUUACAAAGAGUUGUGCAAGAGUUGAAUGAUUUACAAAUCACUUCAUACUCGAAAGGAUUAGCCGAUAGGUUACGCUGGACUGAGAGAAAAUGGAAGGUAACAAAUACAGAUAAGGAACUUGACUCAUUCGACCAUUGCAAGUUUAUGUUGGAAAAUAGUUCACCUACUCUUGUCCCAGAAGAAAUUCCACCUCAGGCUAACCAUGUACUUUUGAAAAGACUUCUCAAGGCCAAGCGUCAAGUUCUUUAUAAACCAAUUCAGUAUUCCUUUAUUUGUGAACCUCAAAACCCUUUCCAUCAAGCAUUGAUGAGACUCAAUCUGAGUGAGCAAGUGGAUGAAGCACUUCAGAAAAUCAAUGAAGAAGUGAACAACUUAGAACAAGUACGUUUCAAGUCCACCACCAAUGAACUUCUGACAAAUUAUCGUGAAUAUCUUCUUGAAAAAAGUGCUAGCAUUAUGAAGCGGUCAGUUGAUCCCCAAGUUGAAUUUGUAGAGAAACUAAUCAGAUUUGAUGAUUCCAAAAGAAUAUUUAGAAAUCAAGAAAGAAAGCUAGUCACCGUGGGAGCAUUCCCAGUGGUUGAACAACGCCACAAAUUUUCACUUAUUCAGUACCAAAGUGGUAAAAUCCGUGAUAUUAAUAUGACGAAGAAUAUCCCAAACAAAGCCGAUACCGUUAAAAUGUUUGUCAGAGAAAUCAAUGUGACAAACCAUAAUCUUAAGAAUUUCCAUAAAAUGUACUUGAAGCAGAAAUUUGCCCAAAGAUUGUUACUGAAUGAUACAACCCAGAUUUUCACAAGAAUCAAAAAGACUAUAGAUCAAUUCAGAAUUCAUAAUCCAGAUAAUCAUGAAGCAUUUGUCGUGGUUGUUCCUUCUUACAUCAAACGAGACUCCAUUACAGAUGCUAGAUUUACUUGGAUUGGUGACGAAACAUCGUCUGCAGAAAACACAAAGCAUACUGUUGCGUAUGCUGACGACUUAAUUGGAUCCAAAUUACCAAGCAAAAACCUCAUGGUGUAUUCUACUGAUAGCUUGAUACCGCAACUAGCAGUUUCCAAAUACACUAAAGAAUCUUUUAAAAAUAUAUCUGGAAUUGAUAGUCCAAUGGCCGACCUUUUUUACUUCUACUUGCUCAGAAUGUCUCCGGAGUCACAGGGUCAUCUCGUGGUGGUGCUGGACUCCUCCGCGUCGCUCGACCUUCAAAGAUUGGCGCAUAUCGUACUCUACAACAAUAUUCAAGAUGAUGUUGAGUCUGUACACAUAUUUCCUAGUAAUAAGUUGGAAGUUGACCUCUCGUACGAACUCACCAAUGAAAUGGUUGAAGAGAAUGCAAAGACCUUGGUCAAGGCGACUGCUAAAAUUAAAAAGCUAAAGUCUUAA
Molecule: messenger RNA, 2229 nt
Organism: [Candida] anglica
Lineage: Eukaryota; Fungi; Ascomycota; Pichiomycetes; Serinales; Debaryomycetaceae
Source: the annotation of a GenBank genome assembly